AAGAUUUCUUGUUCUUUUAUCAUCUUCAUCAGCAAUAUAUAAUUUUUUAUUUUACUCCGAUAUGUAUUUAUUUUUGGAAUGAUUUUUCUCCACAUUUAUAGUUUCCGUGGAACUGUAAAUGGACUUACACGAGUCUCAAUUACUGGACUUGGGCCCGAGGCCCAAAUAGAAAACCCUAGUUUCAAUCCCUAUAUAAUGACCUGACAGGAAGCACUGCAGUUACUGCAGUACCAUCGUCGCAAUGUUCGCAUUCAAGUUUGAAACAGCAUUUCUAGUGCUAUAAUUAUAAGUCUGUGUGUUGUUUGUGUGUGCGUAUGUUCAUAUGAGAAAGCAAGGUAGCUUCUUGACGAGACUUCGAUUAAUAUACGGUCCUCGUCAAUCCUGUUUUACAAACUUGCAAUAUCAUAAUCAGCAGUGUCACUCGUCUGAAUUUGAUUUCUCCUGAUCUUUCAGGCCCUUUAUCACUGCUACAUUUUCCCACCUCUUUUAUUAUUAUUAUUAUUAUUAUUAUUAUUAUUAUUUCACUUCGGAACUGAUUUGAGCAAACGCACUCUGUCCCUAAACCGUGCUUUGACACGAAUGUUUUGAGGCAAUUUCUUCGUUUGCGAAAGUAAUGUCAUUCCAUUAAACCAUGAAUUUGCUUGUCUGGGCUUGUAUCACAUGCCUAUCGGGUGCGUUGAUGGACUACACUUCUUUGUUUCUGAAAUAAAUCCCCAAUCUCAGGUUAUCGAUUUUCCUGGAGGAACAGUGAAGUUCAUCCCGGAAAUGAGAUUUAUAUCUGAAUCAUCUCCACAGAGAAUACCCUGCUACCGUGUCCUCGACGACGAUGGACAGCCUCUGGCCAAUAAUUUUGUCCAGGUUAGUGAGGAAGUUGCUGUAAGGAUGUACAGUAACAUGGUUACACUACAAAUUAUGGACACCAUUUUCUAUGAAGCGCAAAGGCAGGGCAGAAUAUCUUUUUAUGCAACGACCAUUGGAGAAGAGGCAAUAAAUAUUGCAUCAGCUGCAGCUCUUACUAGGGAUGAUGUUAUUUUCCCUCAGUAUAGGGAACCAGGACCCCUGUUAUGGCGUGGUUUCACAUUGCAAGAAAUUGCACACCAGUGUUUUUCCAAUAAAUAUGACAAUGGAAAAGGACGGCAAAUGCCAAUACAUUAUGGGUCCAACAAGCAUAAUUACUUUACUGUAGCAUCAACUGUUGCCACACAAGUUCCCCAUGCUGUUGGAGCUGCAUAUUCUUUAAAGAUGGACAAAAAAGAUGCAUGUUCUAUCACUUACUUUGGUGAUGGUGGCUCAAGUGAGGGAGAUUUCCAUGCUGCCUUAAAUUUUGCAGCAGUUAUGGAGGCGCCAGUUAUUUUCCUGUGCCGAAACAAUGGAUGGGCUAUCAGCACCCCAACUUCGGAUCAAUUUCGAAGUGAUGGUGUUGUCGUGAAAGGACAGGCAUAUGGAGUCCGCAGCAUUCGAGUAGAUGGCAACGACGCCCUGGCCAUUUAUAAUGCUGUUCAAGCUGCUCGUGAAAUGGCAAUCAGUGAAGAGAGACCAGUUCUAAUAGAAGCUCUUACAUAUAGAGUAGGACACCAUUCGACAUCGGAUGACUCCACCAAGUAUCGUCCAGCCAAUGAGAUUGAAUGGUGGAGGCUCGCUCGAGAUCCGGUGGCUAGGUUUAGAAAGUGGAUAGAAAGGAAUGGUUGGUGGAAUGACAUGGCUGAAUCAGAGCUUAGGAACAGUCUGAGACAGCAGCUUCUGCAUUCAAUUCAAGUGGCAGAGAAUAUAGAGAAGCCUCCAAUUGAAGAUAUAUUUAACGAUGUUUAUGAUGUGCCUCCGUCCAAUCUUCGUGAGCAGGAGCAAUGGGUCAAAGAUACCAUAAAAAAGCAUCCGUUAGAUUACCCAGAGAAUAUUUCUGCAUAGUAAUCAUAAAUUGCAUAUCCUCAUGCGCAUGUAAUUGUACUGGAUGCAAGUAUUCUUGUUCUAUGAAUAAAAUGCAUGUGCAUACUCCUA
Arachis duranensis is the source of this 1995-nucleotide messenger RNA. RefSeq names its product 2-oxoisovalerate dehydrogenase subunit alpha 2, mitochondrial. The record is from RefSeq and is a predicted model, not a curated record. Gene Ontology annotation, biological process: branched-chain amino acid catabolic process. Gene Ontology annotation, molecular function: oxidoreductase activity, acting on the aldehyde or oxo group of donors, disulfide as acceptor. Bases 661 to 1905 code for a protein of 414 amino acids. Lineage: Eukaryota; Viridiplantae; Streptophyta; Magnoliopsida; Fabales; Fabaceae. The transcript has 9 exons.